AUGUUCUCUCCGGGCAGAAACUAUACGCUAUUGACAGUAGAACUAAAGUCUGCAACAUUGAAUUUCAAAAGGGCUGGAAACUUUUACAUGAGGGUAUGGAUUAAUCAAAAGCAAAAACUUGAAACGAAGGUGGUAAGUUGGAUCGUUGGUUCCGACCAGCCGGUAUGGAACCAGAAGUUUAUUUUCUCCGUUCCCAACACCUUUAUGUCUGACGAGAACUCCACGGUUCGUUUCAAGAUCUUCCGGGAACGUAAAUAUGUCCCGGACUCUUUAGUGGGAAGAGCUGAAUGCAAGGUGAAGUCUUUGUUCCCACCCGCGAACAUGGAAUCAAGGAACGGGAUUGAGGAGGAGGUUAAAUAUGAUACUGAGAAUGAGUUUGAAGACAUUGAUCUUGAUGAUGACAACGAGAUUCAAGAAGUCAAAGAAGAACGGAUACCAGAGUUGAAAGCAUCGGGUAGUUUUGAGUUUUCAAAAGGUUCGAGUACGAAGGGAUUGUUGGAUGUAGAGAUUGUUGUGUGGAGGAGUAGUGAUGUGUCGAGUGUGGGUGAUUCUAACUGGAAACGGUUUGCUAUGUUAUAUGACGAGUUCAUGAUGGGAGUUGGAAGGGACACUGAGAUAAUGAAGGUAUCGUUUUUUAUGUGCUUAGUGCUACCAAAAACUAGACCUUAG
Messenger RNA from Ilex paraguariensis (yerba mate), 669 nucleotides. NCBI's taxonomy places the organism in Eukaryota, Viridiplantae, Streptophyta, Magnoliopsida, Aquifoliales, Aquifoliaceae. The record is from the annotation of a GenBank genome assembly.